This is a messenger RNA of Arachis ipaensis, 3010 nucleotides long. The record is from RefSeq and is a predicted model, not a curated record. Lineage: Eukaryota; Viridiplantae; Streptophyta; Magnoliopsida; Fabales; Fabaceae.
CUUCCAUUAUUAGGGCCUGACUUGGAGGAGAAACCCUCUUCCAUCGAGGUCAAACUUCCGCGCUCUUCUCCGAAGGAAAUUUCACAGGCUUCAUUGGGGACAACGCGUAUUUCAGAUGACGAGAAGAAGACCAAGCUGAAGUUGCAGGGUCGUCGCCGCCUCUGCAAAGUUGCGACUUCAGACGAUCGUGAUAAGGAGGCAGCGGUUGAUGAAUCCAGGUUCGAUGAGCUCAUCGAGCUUGAUUCGCCACUUCCGGCACCCAAAAACGUGAUCCAGAUUGACGAGAGUGUCGGUAAGAACGACAUUAGGGAUAUUUUGAAUGAGUUGAAUUCAAAGUUCGAGUUGCUGUCAGUUGAGAGGAAGCGAGAGACGAAGCAGGUGAAACCGAUUGAGGGUUCUUCAGCUUUGUUUAGAGGAAAGGAAACUUAUGAGGAUGAUGAGGUCGUAGAGUUCGGGAGUGCGGGGUCUUCAUUCUCUCCACAGAAGGAUCCGAGUAACGACCCGUCACAGGGUGCCAAGUAUGCUGUUGGUGAUGCCGGAAUUGAGUAUGUGGAAGAUGAUGACUCUCCUGCCAAGGAUGCUGGUGGUGAUGGUGGAAUUGAGUAUGUGCAAGAUGAUGACUCAGAUGAUUCUGUUGAAGAAUUGGUUAAUUUUGAGCCAAAGGGUGAUGGCUCCAUCACUCUGCCAGGCCCCAAAUAUACUUUUAAGUUGCCCUCUAAAAUUGCGAAAAUGUUGUAUCCACAUCAGAGGGAUGGAUUGAAGUGGCUCUGGUCUUUGCAUUGUUUGGGUAAAGGUGGAAUCUUGGGAGAUGACAUGGGUUUGGGGAAAACAAUGCAGAUGUGUGGCUAUCUUGCUGGACUCUUUCAUUCUCGAAUUAUUAAAAGGGCAUUGGUUGUGGCCCCAAAAACCUUGUUGCCCCAUUGGAUCAAGGAAUUAUCCGCUGUUGGUCUUUCUGAAAAAACGAGAGAAUAUUUUGGAACUAAUAUAAAAGCCAGAGAAUAUGAACUUCAGUACAUACUUCAGGAUAAAGGUGUUCUUCUAACAACAUAUGAUAUUGUCCGCAACAAUUCUAAGUCCUUGCGAGGGGGUUAUCAUUUUGAUGAUGAGGACAAUGAAGAUGGUGCCACAUGGGAUUAUAUGAUCCUUGAUGAGGGGCACCUUAUAAAGAACCCAAGCACACAGAGAGCUAAAAGUUUGCUUGAGAUACCAUGUAGCCACCGCAUUAUCAUUAGUGGCACACCAUUGCAAAAUAAUCUUAAGGAGUUGUGGGCUUUGUUCAAUUUCUGCUGCCCUGAGUUACUUGGUGACAAUAAAUGGUUCAAAGAAAAAUUUGAAGUACCCAUACUUCGUGGAAAUGACAAACAUGCUACGGACAGAGAUAAGCGUGUAGGAUCUGCUAUAGCAAAGGACUUAAGAGAUCGUAUUCAACCUUACUUUUUGAGACGUUUGAAGAGUGAGGUUUUCAAUCAAGAUGAUGACAAAACAACUGCAAAACUUUCCAAGAAAGAAGAGAUUAUUGUUUGGCUUCGAUUGACUAGUAUUCAGCGACAUCUUUAUGAAGCAUUUUUGAAGAGUGAGAUUGUUCUCUCAGCAUUUGAUGGCUCGCCACUUGCUGCCCUUACGAUUUUGAAGAAAAUAUGUGAUCAUCCACUUCUGUUGACAAAGCGGGCAGCUGAGGAUGUAUUGGAAGGAAUGGACUCAAUGCUAAAGCCAGAAGAAGUUAAUGUUGCUGAAAAAUUGGCGAUGCACAUAGCAGAUGUUACAGACACAGAUAGGUUCAAAAAUGAGCAUGGUCAUGAUGUAUCAUGCAAAAUUUCUUUCAUCAUGUCAUUAUUGGAUAAUCUGAUCCCAGAAGGGCAUAGUGUCCUUAUCUUUUCUCAGACUCGCAAAAUGCUUAACAUUAUUCAGGAAUGCCUAGCAUCCAAAGGUUAUGACUUUCUACGGAUUGAUGGAACAACAAAAGCCUGUGACAGAUUAAGGAUUGUUAAUGAAUUCCAAGCAGGUGCAAGUGCCCCUAUAUUUCUGUUGACAUCUCAAGUAGGUGGUUUAGGACUCACACUCACAAGAGCAGAUCGUGUUAUUGUUGUUGAUCCUGCUUGGAACCCAAGUACGGAUAACCAAAGUGUCGACCGUGCAUAUCGUAUUGGUCAAACAAAAGAUGUUCUUGUUUAUAGACUGAUGACAUGUGGAACUGUUGAAGAAAAGAUCUAUAGGAAGCAGGUAUAUAAAGGAGGAUUAUUCAGAACUGCUACUGAACAAAAAGAACAAACUCGCUACUUUAGUCAGCAGGAUCUUAGGGAGCUUUUCAGCCUUCCAAAAGAGGGGUUUGAUGUAUCUGUUACCCAACGACAAUUGGAUGAGGAGCAUGAUGGUCAACAUACAGUGGAUGACACUUUUAAAGCACAUAUAGAAUUCCUGAGAAGUCAAGGUAUAGCAGGAGUUAGCCACCAUAGUUUACUCUUUUCCAAAACAGGACCAGUUCAAGCUGCUCCUGAAGAUGAUGAUAUGACGAGGAGGAAUCAAGGGACUAGUUAUAUCGGUACUUCAGUAUCGUCUUCUUCAAAUGACCGAAUGGCUGAUGGAGCUGAGUUUGCCUUUAAACCCAAGGAUUUAGAUCGAAGCAAAAAGGGUUUUUCCCCUAGCAGCGAUGGUAAAUUGACAGAGUCGGAAAUCAAAGAUAGAAUUAAGCGGAUCUCUCAAACUCUGUCAAAUACGGCGAUGAUUUCUAGAUUACCGGAUAAGGGGGCGAAACUACAGAAAAGGUUGACGGAGCUGAAUUCGGAGCUUGCCAGAUUAGGGAUGGAAGAAAGAACUGGUGCUGAUCUGGAUGAUUUCACCAGUGAGUUUCAAAGAGUGUUGAAUGUAUAGGAUUUGCUUUAUUGUAAACAGAUGGUGUUUUUAAUAUUUCAUAGAAACCUACUACUUGAAGGUUUCCUCGACUAAGAUUGAUGCUUUGUUCAAUGUCAUUUUGAAAAAGAUUUCUAGAAUGAAGGUUUUCUUUCUUUGUCCU